This is a messenger RNA of Ornithodoros turicata, 1049 nucleotides long. Its product is annotated as baculoviral IAP repeat-containing protein 3-like. NCBI's taxonomy places the organism in Eukaryota, Metazoa, Arthropoda, Arachnida, Ixodida, Argasidae. Gene Ontology annotation, biological process: regulation of cell cycle; negative regulation of apoptotic process; positive regulation of protein ubiquitination. The transcript is spliced from 5 exons. Gene Ontology annotation, cellular component: cytoplasm; nucleus. The coding region runs from base 6 to 893 and encodes 295 amino acids. The record is from RefSeq and is a predicted model, not a curated record. Gene Ontology annotation, molecular function: cysteine-type endopeptidase inhibitor activity involved in apoptotic process; ubiquitin protein ligase activity.
GUAUCAUGCACUCACAUAUCUUUCGUUUUGGGACAGGCACUGUCAUGAUGGAUGCUGCCUCUGAGAUAAGACCUGAACUAGCCUACCGUUCAGAAGACGCCUGUGGAAAGAAGUACUCAUACCCCGCACGUCCAGAAUCGUAUGGAAAUCGCGUGAAAGAGUAUGCUGUGCUCCACACCAGGCCCAUACAUGAAAGGUACGCGUCGUUCGCAAGCAGAAAAUCAUCGUUCGACCUUUAUCCUGCAACUGCGAAGGGAAACACGGAAAAAAUGGCAAAAGCUGGAUUCUUCUACACUGGUGCUCAAGAUCGCACAACCUGCUUUCAGUGCGGCAACUCCCUUUGCAGUUGGAGCGAUGAGGACGACCCAUUAUCUGAACACGCCAGGUGGUACAGAGACUGUCCUUACGUCAUUCUGCAGCUUGGUGAUGAGGCUAUCGAGAACAUUAGUCGGGAACACAGCAAUACACUUGCAGAGAGAAGCCUUGAAGAAAGGAGCAAAGCUGACAGAGCAACAGAGUUCUUGGUAGUGAACCUAAAAUCAUCAUAUCUUGUCCGCCGCCUGAUUCUACAGGGCAUCAACCCGGACAUCGUGGAGUUAGCGAUACGCGCAAGACUUAACAGCACGGGGUUGGUAGACGUGCUCGACGAGCAGGACCUACGGAGGGCGCUAGGUGAAGUCGUGUGUUUACCACAAAACGUCAGAACAAGGGAAGUUCCAAAAGCUGAUACAGGUGACUUGAGCAAGUGCAUCAUCUGCAAGACAGGAGACAGACACAUGAUAUUCCUUCCAUGCAGUCAUCUUGUCUCCUGCACUGGAUGUGCCACAUCCAGCACCGUCUGUCCCUUAUGCGAGCGCAAGAUCGCAACCACGAGGGAGGUUUUCUUGGCCUGAAAACAUGGAAAAGUGAUGGUAGAAGUCAUCUCGACGAGACAAUCAGCCGGAUCCCCGUGAUACGUGACUGCUGGAAAACAAGAACCACACGACGUCGCCGAUGGAAAGGAACGAGUUGUCUCCACGUAAGAAGACGUCCUCGCUAAAGUGCUGUCA